GCCAGCUGAAACGGAAACAAUUCUGCAGUAAUUCGCAGGGAAAGCGUGGCAAUUGAAAACUCAAACAAAAACAACAUCAAAAAACUGGGAGAAAACAACAACGGCGAAGAGCGAAGAAUAUGCAAGCAGCCGAGCGAGUGCAGUCGUGUGAAAAUUGUUGUAUCGAAAGUGCAUAAAAUGUGGCCCACAAACAAUUAGCGGAAUAAGCAGAGCACGGAGAGCAAAACAAAAGGCGGACUAACUAGAAAGCAAACAGGAUGUCAAGGACUUGAGCAGGGGGGUGGGGGCACGGGCGCUAGAAGGGUGAUACUAACUUGGGGACUUUGGGCGCAUCAGGAUUCGCAAGUGUCGGAAAGAUGCGUACCUACUACACGGCAAAGGAUAUGCGAAAAUACGGCGACUUGAGCUAUGAAAGCAAAUACCUGCUGGAUCCGAAGUUUAUGACCAAGAGGGACUUGCAGCAAUACUAUCGCUACUACAACAUGAACAAGAACCGUGGUCAGUUCAAAAAGAUAGUGAUUGUGAUCUUCUGUCUCUGCGUGUUCUCCUACCUGUGCGUGGACUAUAACCUCCGGACGAAGCUGCUCCGUUUCCGCGAUGGCUUCGAUUUCAUGGCCCGCCUCGAGGACCACUACGGUGGAAAUUUGACGACAGCCUAUUUUGUGGACACUCCGGGCUGCCGGAUGCCGCACUUCGAGGUCACCGACGACACCAUCGCCCAGUUCAUGUUCAAACCGCGUCAGUACAGCUGCAACAGAGCUCUGGUGCGGACCAGUGACACGGUGCCCGGGCAGCUGCACCUCAAUCUGGACGCCAGUGAGCUGCUCGCCUACUAUAACAUCAGCGACCUAUCCUCCGUAAACUGCAAUUUCACGGAGGUUAAGCGGAAGACUGACUCCAGUAACAAGUACAGUCCGGGUGUUAGUUUUAAGCUGGACAGAGUAAUGCAACUACCACUCGACCUGGAAUUCUUUUGCAUGUGGUGCUACGAUUCCUCGGACAAACUGUUCCACAAGGACUGUCACUUUUUUGCGGUGGAAAAACCGCGGGUGAGACCUCCACUUAAGACCGGAACCGAUGGGGACAGCUUUAACAAGAGCAAGGAUGCACAUGAGCGUCUUUCCGUGAUGAUCCUGGGCAUGGACAGCCUUUCUCACCUGAACUUCCUGCGCCAGAUGCGCCAAACAUCGGACUACAUUCGGAAGCACCUGUCGCACGUGGAACUAUGGGGCUACAAUAAGGUGGGCGACAACACCUUCCCCAACAUAGUGCCCCUGCUGAGUGGCUUGGAUGACCAGGAACUGAAUCUGGCCUGCACGCCGAAGACAUUGAGGUCCUACGAUCGGUGUUCUUUCAUUUGGAAACGCUACCAGCAGGCUGGCUAUCGCUCCAUCUUUGCCGAGGAUGUGGCCCUGCUCUCGUCCUUUAACUAUAACCAAAACGGAUUCAGAAAACAGCCCACGGACUACUAUUUGCGGCCCAUGAUCAUGGAAAUGGAGAAGAGUGUGGCCUUCAAGAAGGACCUCAACAUGCACUUGUGCAUGGGCAGUCGCCGGACGGCGGAUGUUUUGCUGGAUUACAUGAAGAAACUGGUGCCUCGAAUGAGCAGGGAUUUGUACUUCUCGUUCUUCUGGACGGUCGCCCUUACCCAUGACUACUUCAACUUCCCCUCACUUCUGGAUAAGGCCAUGUUGACGCAGUUGACGCAACUGCAAGACUCUGGAGUGCUUAAUCGCACGGUGGUGAUGCUGCUCUCCGAUCACGGUUUAAGAUGGGGCUCCUUUCGACGCACCUACCAAGGAAUGAUGGAGGAGCGACAGCCCCUGAUGAUGUUGCUGUACCCGCCCUGGAUGAACGAGCGGUAUCCCGAGGCGAUAGCAAACCUUAGGUUAAAUGCCCGCCGGCUGACCACACCAUUUGAUGUCCAUGCCACGAUGGUGCAGCUGUUGAAUCUGGGGAAUCUGGAGGCAGAUCAGCUGCUGCGCAGAUCAGCAGAGCUCGAGGAGCCGGACAGCACGCUGCCCCGUGGCCUCAGCCUGUUCCUGCCCAUUCCGGCGGCGAGGACAUGCGAGCAGGCGGGGAUUGCCGCCCACUGGUGCACGUGUCAUCAGCGCCAGGAGCUGGCGACGAACGACGAGCGGGUUCAGCGGGCAGCGCGGUAUUUGGUCCGCCUGAUCAACAACCGGCUGAAGGAUAGCUCCCAGUGCAGGACCCUCUACCUGAACUCCAUACUGCAGGCCCUGAUUGCGGCGCCGCACUCGAAGAUCGUGAAGAACAUAUCCACGGACUAUGCGGUGGACAUCACCCUGCGACUGCAGACGAAGCCCGGACUGGGUGUCUUCGAGUCCACGGUGCGGAUGACGGGCUAUACGACUGUCCUAACGGGCACCAUCAGCCGGUUGAACCUGUACGGGAGCCAGAGCUACUGCCUCAACGAUCCGGCCCUGAAGAUGUUCUGCUAUUGUCACAGAUAAGGAGGCCAUAUAAACGGAUUUUUUCCCGGGAUGGGGUGUUUGACGUCAAAGACUUGAAACCCAAUUAAGUAGCCUUAGCCAUAAAACCUAGUUUAUUUCUAUGAAAUAGUCGAAGUUUGUAUAAAUAAUAAUCCAUUUUUAGCCUUUGCCGUAAGGAGUUCCCAAUCUUAUGCACCUACACACAUAGUCACGGUAGAAUAGCGGAAUUAGUUUAUUUCCCAAUUACUUAGAGGACAAUAAACCGAAAAAAAACUAUUAAUCGUAAUAUCCGCGGAAUUACUUUGUGUAUGUAAAAUAAACAAUAAACUAUUGUUGAUAGCGA
Drosophila rhopaloa is the source of this 2796-nucleotide messenger RNA. RefSeq lists its product as uncharacterized. NCBI's taxonomy places the organism in Eukaryota, Metazoa, Arthropoda, Insecta, Diptera, Drosophilidae. Bases 357 to 2474 code for a protein of 705 amino acids. The record is from RefSeq and is a predicted model, not a curated record. The transcript has 2 exons.